CGGCAACUCACACAACAACUAAGCGAAAAGAACAGCACCAACUUGUUCUAUCAAUAACUUUGACCUAUCCGAGUGAUUGAGAGAUUCUUCCUUAAUCAAUCCAACAAAAUGGAUGCAGCCGGCGAUUUCAACUCGGCCUCGCAGCAGUUCCUCUCCUGGUUCCGAUCUCUACAAGGCGCCACAUUCCAUGACGACAUUCAAAUUGUCGACCUGAGAGGCCAGAAUGCUGGACGUGGCAUCAUUGCCACAAAGGACAUUGCCCCUGAGACAAUCCUUUUCACCAUCCCGAGAAAAAGCAUCAUUAACACCGAGACAUCCGAGCUGCCCAAGAAGAUCCCCCAAGUUUUCACUGGAAACGACGGCGACGAUGAGGACAUGGAGAAUGAGCCUCUUGACUCGUGGGGUUCCCUCAUCCUGGUCAUGAUCUACGAGUAUCUUCAGGGCGAUGCCUCCCCUUGGAAGCCGUACUUUGAGGUCCUACCCGACAAGUUUGACACCCUUAUGUUCUGGGAGUCUUCCGAUCUUGAGUGGCUCAGGGGAAGCGCGGUUCUGUCAAAGAUUGGCAAGGACGAGGCGGACGAGAUGUUCCGCUCGCGGAUUCUGUCCGUUAUCUCAGCCAACCCGACCAUCUUCUUCCCUCAAGGUGUGGCACAGCCGAGCGAGACAGAGCUGCUGCAGCUAGCUCACCGGAUGGGAAGUAUCAUCAUGGCAUACGCCUUUGAUCUGGAGAACGAGGAGGAGCCUGAGGAAGAGAAUGAAGAAUGGGUCGAGGACCGCGACGGCAAGACGAUGCUGGGCAUGGUGCCGAUGGCCGAUAUCCUAAAUGCCGAUGCCGAGUUCAAUGCACACGUCAACCACGGAGAGGACGACCUCAGCGUCGUCGCGCUCCGACCCAUCAAGGCCGGAGAGGAAAUUCUCAACUACUAUGGUCCUCACCCCAACUCAGAACUGCUUAGAAGAUAUGGCUACGUCACCCCCAAGCACUCUCGCUACGACGUGGUUGAGAUUCCGUGGGAACUCGUCCAGUCCAUCCUGACCGAGCAGCUAAGGCUGACCGACGACGUCUGGAAGCAGUUGGCAGAGCACGUGGACCCCGAAGAUUUCGAGGACGUCUUCGUCCUGGAGCGCGACUCCGGCGAGCCGGACUCAGAAGGCCGUCUCACGACGCCCGCAAAGGUCCAGGAGGUAUCCGCAGAGCUGGAAGAGCAGUUGAAGGCUGUCCUGAAGGCGAUCAAGAAGGUCCGCGGCGACCUCAUCCCCGACAAGAGGAAGCGCGACGAGGUCUAUCAGCACGUUGUGGCUGCUGCGCUGCAGAAGCUAUUGGCGCAGUACCCGACAACAGCAGAAGAAGACGAGACUCUGCUGGCAUCCGGCAAUCUGACUUCUCGCCAGAGGAUGGCCGUCGAGGUUAGACUCGGCGAGAAGCGCUUACUCAAGGAAGCGCUCCAGAUGGAGGGUUCUGGCCACGGAAAUACGGUGGAAGAGAUCCACGACGAGGGCCAAGAGAGAUCGUCCAAGAGGGCGCGCACAGCACAGUGAUUGUUCUUGAUUGGUAUAUGGGAACAACCAAGGCGAUUGAUUCUUGAGAUAGAGUUAGAAGGGUCCCCGAUGGCAAUUUUUUUUGGGAUUGAUGCUCGAUUUCUAUGGCAGAGCAAAGGUAGUCAGGGGACUUUGAGGGAGGGUGAUUUAAUCAAGUUCGACUCGAAACCCGGGAACGGACCAAGUUUUCUUUAACGCCAAAAUAGCGCUAAAAACUGCUAAACUCGACGUCACACAACCUAUCCUACUUACGUACACUGCAACGUCCACGACACCAACCAUCAACUACUGCAUUUGGCUCUAAGGUUCUCCUGUCUCUUCAGCUGACACACAUUGAGCGAGGAGUUCUGUGUCUUCAAAGCCAUAUGGCUCCCUCUUCCAGCUACCUGCAUAAUAGUCCUCGAUCCCCCCCCAGUUACCUCGGGCUAAUUGGCUGUCAUGACAUUGGCUGGCAGAUCAACACCAGCCAGUAUUGACAUAACCCCGCACCUUCACUGACC
Colletotrichum destructivum is the source of this 2039-nucleotide messenger RNA. Its product is annotated as Putative SET domain, rubisco LSMT, substrate-binding domain, SET domain superfamily. The coding region runs from base 109 to 1539 and encodes 476 amino acids. Gene Ontology annotation, cellular component: nucleus. NCBI's taxonomy places the organism in Eukaryota, Fungi, Ascomycota, Sordariomycetes, Glomerellales, Glomerellaceae. Gene Ontology annotation, molecular function: protein-lysine N-methyltransferase activity; protein binding. Gene Ontology annotation, biological process: peptidyl-lysine monomethylation. The transcript has 4 exons. The record is from RefSeq and is a predicted model, not a curated record.